AUGGGUCCAACGGGGCUAGACCAGUUCAAAGAGCUGCCUAUUAGGCCAGCGGGAAUUAUCUGGCAGGAUGACUUUGUUUCGCCGGAUCACGAGAAACGUCUUAUUUCAAUUUUCCUCAAUGAGUUAAAAUGGCCUGACCGCUCCGGCCGCUUGUCGCUCCACUAUGGCUACACCUUUGACUAUAAAACAUUCGACAUAGAUCCAGACAUUCCAUACAAGGAGUUUCCAGACUGGCUACAACCAUUGAUUCCGACUACAGAGUCUCGGCCACCGGACCAGGUCUGUUUGCAGUACUAUCCACCAGGCACUGGCAUUCCGCCCCACGUGGAUGCACAUAGGGCCUAUGACCAGCUUUACGCCCUAUCUUUCGGCGCACCGGUCAUGAUGAAGUUCCGCAGGGGCGAGCAGCAAGUGGAUAUUGAUUUGGCCCCCCGGAGCAUGAUGCAGAUGACAGGCGACGCGAGGCUGCAUUGGACUCAUGGCAUUAAGAAGCGCAAGACAGACACACUAGCAGAUGGAACAGUCAGGCCGCGGGGUGACCGGUGGAGUAUCACAUACCGGUGGCUUAGAGAAGGGGAAUGUGAAUGUGGGGAUCUUGAGCUGUGUGACACAGCUCAGAAACGGAACGGGAUAGAGAAGGAAAAUAGGUCAUUUAAACCGUUAGCAGCGAAUGCUGUUUCUCAAAGACCAGUUAACUAG
Molecule: messenger RNA, 699 nt
Organism: Aspergillus ruber CBS 135680
Lineage: Eukaryota; Fungi; Ascomycota; Eurotiomycetes; Eurotiales; Aspergillaceae
Exons: 1
Coding region: 1-699 (232 amino acids)
Biological process (GO): oxidative demethylation
Molecular function (GO): demethylase activity; oxidoreductase activity
Source: RefSeq, a predicted model, not a curated record